This is a messenger RNA of Phaedon cochleariae (mustard beetle), 666 nucleotides long. The record is from the annotation of a GenBank genome assembly. Lineage: Eukaryota; Metazoa; Arthropoda; Insecta; Coleoptera; Chrysomelidae.
AUGAUUUUCAUACUAGCCAGUUUAGUAUCGGUAGUGAUCGGUGUGGAACAUGCUACAGAUAUCGAAAUUCAUAAGGUCGAAGUAUACGAAAUCCCUUGGCAACAAGGGCCAUCUACUCCUGAGACUGCCUUCGGACCUUCCCCUCAAGAAUAUGGACCUCCGCAGCAGGAACAUGGAACCCCUCAACAGGAAUAUGGACCUCCUCAACAGGAAUAUGGACCUCCUCAACAGGAAUAUGGGUCUUUCGGACAAGGUUAUGACCUCCCGAAACCUGUCUAUGGAGCUCCUCCUAAACCAGUGUAUGGACCACCACCUCCAGAAGAAUCUGCGACUACAACAGAGUCUGCAGGCACUACAGAGUCUGCAGAUAGUACGACAACAGAAAUUCCAAUGACCAGUACCACAGAAUUGUCUGCUAACGAUACGGCGACCGAGGCAGCUAGAUUCCAGGUGAGGGAAGAUCGGAGAGAUAAAUUGGGAGAGAAAGGGGUGUACUAUGUUUACCACCCUGAUGGACUUCUUCAGAGGGUUAGUUACGUAACAAAAGAUGAUGCAAGGAAGAUGGACUACACUGCGAAGCUGAAGUAUGAGAAUGUUGAACCGAUAAGGGAACCAAUUUAUAGCUAUGAUCCAAAUACGCUUGUUAUUACUAGAAUCAGUAAGUGA